AUGCGACUCGGCUGUGAUGACGCUCGAGCUGAAGUCCUAUGGCAUGGUCUCCACAUCAUCUACAUGAUUCAGCCCCAAGCAGUGAUCCUCGAGUGCACUCCUGCAGCAGGAACCAAUGAUGAAGUUCAAAACGCAUUGGCUACUUUGGCAGCAGCGAUGAAUUGGGAUCUUCUGAGUGUCAAUCUUGAUUUACAAGAUGUUUGGCCAUGCAAACGACACAGAUGGUGGGCUCUUUUGCUACCUAGUGAAUGGAACAAAGUGGGCAUGCCUCAGUGGAAUUUUCCCACUCCUUUUCAGAGCAUAGGAGCAAUUUUGGCAGACUGGGGUCAUUGGAGUCAUGAGGAUGAAAAUGCCCUUCAAUUGACCCCACACGAAUUGAUGAUGUACAAUGAUCCGCGUUUUGGACAUGAUGUCAGACAGCUGGAAUUGCACCACAUAGCAGCUACUUUGUUGCACAGCUACUCCAAUGCUCUUGAUGCCUGUCCCUGCGGCUGCCGCCAGAAGGGAUUUCAUCCGCUCACCUUGCAGAAGGGAGGUUUGAGAGGCUUCUACGUCAUCUCCAAGACCACAGGCAUGCCACGAUAUCUUCAUCCUCAGGAAGCCGGACAUCUCCUUGGACUUCCAAACUCCGUCCACUACAACCAAUCAGUGAGAGCGAGCUUGGCCCUUCUUGGACUCACGGCCUCACCACUACAAGCCAUCUGGGUUUUCGGACAUUUGAAGAAGAACAACUGGCUGGCGACACAGAAACAACCAUGUCCCAGGGUUGAAGACUGGCUUGGAGCUUAUUGCCAAGAACUCAUGGCUCAGACCAACACCUCUCUUGGACUUUCCAUCUCUCCACCAAUGUCUUUGGAUUUGAUGGCAUUCGGUGAGACCCUAGAGGUCAGGACCUUACCAGUCCACAUCCAAGCUUCUCAGCUCCUGCAGGCAGAGCGCAUUUCCUUGGACUGGAACGAAGGAGGAGAACUCUGGCAAGAUGGCCACCACCUUCGACUUCAUGACGCAUUGAAUCCAAGCAGUAGCACUGGACUUGAGCUACUCUGCUAUCACGGCCCAGCUGAACGAAACAAGCCAGUUCAGGAAAUCGUGAUUGCGAUUCAACAUGAAGAGGUUCUCCACAUCCAUCAAGUACCUCCUGGGCGUUUUCUGUUUGAGCUGCUGACGGACAUGGGUCUCCCUCUCGUCAGAAAGGUCAUCAACGCAGAAGGGAAGUUGCUACAAGUGGACUUCAGAUUGUGGCAACCUAUGGCCUUGUGGACUGUAACUGAAGCUCCUUGGCAUCAACCCAGCGGCUCAUUUAGGAGGGCAAAUGGAAGUGAAUCCCCUGAACAACUUGGACUACAUGAUGGCCAAAUCUGGAGUGGCAUUCACAGCAUCCUACGAAGACCUGAGGGGAUGCGAGAAACACACUUGAUCAUCCACCCGGCAACAGCUGAUGCCCUGCUCCAUGACUGGAUCUCACCAGCACACAUCCUGCAAAUGCAAGACGACUUCCAUCGCUCAUCUGGCAACAUCCUGUGCGUCUUUGAGGCCCAUCGACAUUGGACUUUCCUCUGGGGUCAGAAGCUGGACCACUAUAUCCACGGGACACACUUUGAUGGACUUUUUGGAUUUGUCUCCACAGAGGCGCAACUAUUGGCCUCCAACAUCUCAGGCCACUUGGGUUUGGAUUUUCACCCACCAAAGCACCGCUGUGACAUCCCUCAGCUGGACCCCCACACCUGUGGUACGGUGGCUCUCGCUCAUCUCCAUCAGUUGCUGAACCCUGGACUUAUGGUUCUGUCAACUGACAUCCUCUUUAUCCACACCUGGAUUCUUCACCACAGGGGACCCAGUGGAAGUAUCUAUGCCACCGGACUCACGACUCUGUCACCUGAGCAGAUGACAAAGCUCACGGGCCUACUUGCUGAGCAUGGGGUGCCAGAAAACAAACUUAUGGAACGAGCACAGUUUGUGAUUCAGAAACUGGGAGCUCCUGCCAUCAUUGCGGCUUUUGUCGCCAAGAACUGUGGUGACCCAUGGAUGGAUGCAACUUGCGACCCUUGGAAUUCUUGGCAACCAACCACGGGACAGUCAACUACCAAACCAGCUUCUGGCAAGAGUCAUCUGGCCGAAAUGACUGGACAACUUCGAGAUGAACUACAAGAAUCCAUGCGCAAAGAGCUGGAUCAAUACAAGCAACAACAUGAUGAUCGCAUGGGUGAACAGACCACGGCUGCCACCGAAGCUCGCUUCCUUCAGAUUGAAACUACGAUGGGUGAAAUCCAGGCCCAACAACAGCAGUUCAAUCAAUGGUUUACUCAGGUUGGCCAAGCCACAUCGGCAACUGAAACGGCCAUUCAGACCAUCAACUACACCUUGAGCACUCAUCAGCAAGAGCUUCAAGGAUUACAUCAGGAAGUGAAAACGGUGUCGGAGAACCUGGGCAACACCAUUCAGAAGACGCUGGUCAACCACCAAUCAGAGAUGACGGCGGACUUCUCAGCUCGCUUUGACAAGCUUGAGGCGAUGUUUGCCAAAAGACCCUCUGAUGUCCUCACCAUUGGCACCACCAACCCAGGAGGACUUAGAAACAAAGAAUGGCUAGCAGUGGACCAAGGGUGUGGAAUCUGGACUUACUCUGAGACUCAACUUUCCAGAGUCACCCAAUUUUCCACUGCCAAAGCGCUCAAGUACUAUGCCCAACAAGUUGGACGACAUCUCCAAGUCCACUUUGGCGCACCAGCUCCUUUGAGAGCACGUUCCACCUGGGCAGGAUCAUGGACAGGAGUGGCCUGCACCAGUGACUUUAGUUCCAAGCGUCUUCAAGUUCCCUGGCCUGAUGAUUUUUGGGAAUCUGGCCGAGUGCUGGCUACCCAACACUACGUGGGCCAUCACAUUGUGACGUUGGUCAGCAUUUAUGGUUUACCUCGUGGCCCCACCUGGCCAAAAGCCACGGCCAUCACAACGGAUAUCAUGGACUUUAUCUCAAAGGAGUUUGUGAUCGGCAGUUCCGGCAUUGUGCUGAUUGCUGGAGAUUUUAACUUCAGCCCCCAUGAGCUCACCAGUUUUGAUACGUGGAGGGCCUAUGGUUUUUGUUCAGCACAAGAAAUGGCCGCGCAGAGGUGGAAUCAUGAAAUUGUGCCGACUUGCAAAGGCACGACUGAAAGGGACAUGAUUUGGAUGUCUCCGAUGGCAGCCUCCCUGUGUAACAAUCUUCAUGUCCAAGAUGUCUUUCAUGACCACUCAUCUCUGGCGGUCGAAUUGAACAUUGGGGUGCUGAAGCCAUCAAUUCGCACAUGGCCCAGGCCGAGGGAGAUACCAUGGGAUCAAGUUCAAAUUGCUGAUUGGCAUCAACAAAGUCACGAAACUCAACCUCUUGAGCAUUCUAGUUCCACUGAGACCUUGAAACAGCUCGCUCGGACCUUUGAGCAGUCUCUGAAUGGUUUUGUCAGAGACCUGCCUUCUCGGUCUUUGUCUUCGGCGCACUGUGGGCGUGCGCAAAGACUUGCACCAGCCAAAUUGACACCCACGCCACAGUCUUGUAGGGCAAGCAGACCUGGCGAGGAGCACCUGGUUGCAGACACGGUGGACAAAGCUGUGAUCCUUUGGUUCAAACAACUAAGACGGAUCCAGUCAUACAGACACUCCAUCGUGGCUGGACAUCAACACCAGAAUGCUGUACAAUAUCGAAUCGAGCUGUGGUCCGCAAUACGACGCUCAAGAGGUUUUGAAGGUUCUUUUGAUGUAUGGUGGCUGCAACAAGACUUUGCACAAGUUCUUGGACCUUUGCCACUUCUACCACCUGAUGCCCAAGCAGCUGACCUGAUUUUUCAAGCCUUCCAUCAUGCUUUUCGUACCUUCGAAAGAUGGAACUUGCAGCAAAGACAACAAGUUUUGCAAGCCAGAUAUGACAAGACUAUGAAGGCCCUUUUUCACGACUUGCGAAAAGCCAGACCUGACCAAGUCGAUUCUUUUUGGGAUACUAUGGUUUUUGAGGUGAUUGCCACAAAGUCAGCAACGAAUGGCAUCCUUUUGAACAAACAGGCGUUUUCGCCCAGCGGCAGCCCGUGGAGCAGAUGGAUGGGCCAGAUUGGAUCUUCUCAACAUGCCAAGAGCACUGAUGCAGAGGAUGCUCUCUAUUCUCUCAGCAGUGGAAAAUGGCAGCCAGCCAUGGCCACAACAGCUCCUGGAAGGGAGGCACGUUUGGUUGCAUGGGCCUUCUUUACUUUGAGGGCUUUCCUGACCAUGUGGGGCCUCUCCAUUGAUGUGGACAAGACCUAUGCUUGGGGUACCACGCGCGAGCUCCGAAACCAACUGGGCCAUUUGGGCAUCAACGUUGUGCAGGAUGCCAGUGAACUGGGAGGCUCCCUUUCCUUUACUGCAGCGCAUAGGGUCCGAAUCUUCCUUCGCAGAGGAGACUCUCUGCAGGAGAAGUGGCUUCAGUUACGCAGAUCCAGGGCGCCAUUAGCUCAGAAGCUUGCAAUUCUGCCGAUGGUGUUUUGGGCACGAGCUCUACAUGGUGCAUUAGGGUGUGUUUUUGCAGAGAACCAUGUCACCAAGUUGCGCACUCAAGCAGUCAAACACAUGGGCAUUCAAUUAGCUGGCUCAAACCCUCUUCUUCGACUUUCAUUGGCUUCGCCUACUACCGCUGAUCCUGGUUUUUACCAGCUGCGCUCAGCCAUUUUUGAUAUUCGGAGAUUGUGUAGAAAGAGCCCAGAUUUACUGCAGUACUGGCAAUUUUUCAUGAAACGCUUUGAAGGGGUUCUUCACGAUGGGCCUUUUUCCAAACUGAUCUCGUUGCUCAAUAGCAUAGGCUGGCAGAUACUUAUACCUCCUUGUUUUCGAGAUCAUGAUGGGUUCAUCCAUGACCUUUUUGAGAUUUCACAUGGAACACUGGACAGACUGCUGACUGAUGCAUGGUUUCAACAUGUUGCUACCAGAGUGCACCACAAGACCAUGGCUGGUCUAGAGGGCCUCGAUGUGGAGUUGACGAAACUUGACCAUGACAAACAGACACCAUUAACACUGUCGAGGGUGCGAGCCUUGCAGUCCGGUGCCUUUGUUUCCUCAUGGCAACAUGCAAAGUUUGACAAAACUAAGCAGCCGGUUUGUCAGGUUUGCCUCACACCGGACACGCAGACACACUGGUUGACAUGUCCAAGAUUUGACACUCAGCGCCAUGAAUGCGGCGAUUUGCUGGCAUGGAUUGACUCUGCACCUCCUUGCGUAACUUUGCACUUGCUGGCACCGCGCUCACCAUUUGUGCAGCCUCUCAAGACCUACUUUCUUGGCCUGGAGGACGCUUGCUGCACCUUUAACAGUGCUCCUAGGUGGGGGGAAACCAAUCAUGUUUUCACUGAUGGUUCUUUUUUCAAAGGGAUUGUUUCAACCUUAGACAGAGCUGCAUGGGCGGUUGUGAACGCCACCACGGGCCGCAGCAUCAGUCAUGGACCAGUCCCUGGACUCCUACAGACCAUUGGACGGGCAGAACUUUGGGGCAUCUUGUCAGCGAUCGAAUGGGCCAUCACUUAUGAUGCGGAGAUCAUCCUCUGGACUGACUCAGCAGGAACUUGGCGUAAGGCAAGACGACUCCAACAGCAUGAUGGAGAACUUUUCUUUGAUGGAGAGAACGAUGAUUUGUGGCGGAAACUGACGGAGGCAUUGAUGCGUACCAGAGAGGGCCAAAUUGACUUCCGCUGGACUCCCUCCCACAUUGACACCAUCAAAUGUGACAACGCCAUUGAGGAGUUCCUUGCAGUCUGGAACGACAUAGUAGAUCGACAUGCCAUCCAAGCCAACCGGCAGAGAGGCGACCAAGCGCAGCAACUUCUGAACGAAGCUGAAGAAUACUACAAGCUUUGGAAGGAUAGACUGCACCACUUGCGAACCUUCUACACGCUGGUUGCGGAUGCACGACAAGAACCCCUUGAAGUCAUAGAUCUGAUAGCUGAGCCGGCAAAUUUAGCCCAACAAGUGGCUGGAAUCACUCUUGGGGAUGCCUUGCCAGUGAAUUGGCAGUUGAUUUUGGCAUACUCUCAAGAAUCCUUGAAGUUUCCCAUUGAAUUCGUUUUCAGUUUGGUUCACUUUUGCAUCACGGGUCUUGAUCGGCGUUGUGCCGGGAUUGCGAUUCCGGUUGAUGGUGUUUUGCUGUCUCUGCCGCAUGAGCUCUCAGCCCAGAUUUGUCAGAUUUCCAGCAGCUUUUUUGGGCCGAAGCUCCUGCGGAAGGCAGCUGAUUUGGCCAAACCUAUGGCGUAA
This is a messenger RNA of Cladocopium goreaui, 6240 nucleotides long. NCBI's taxonomy places the organism in Eukaryota, Dinophyceae, Suessiales, Symbiodiniaceae. The record is from the annotation of a GenBank genome assembly.